AUGACCCGCACGGACCCGCCGGACCUGCUAGUGUCGACCGUGUACCAGGACAUCAAGGUGGCGGCCCCCGGGCCCUCGCCCAGGCGCCCGCCAUGUGAGCGCCCCGCGGCCCGGCCCGCUGCGCCCGUGCCUUUCAACAAGCGCCACUGCCGCAGCUUCGACUUCCUGGAGGCGCUGGACGGGGCGGCCAUGGAGGGCCUCCCCGAGCCGCCGCCCCCGGAGCUCCCGGCGCCGCGCGCCCGGCCCCGCGACAGCGAACCCCGGCGCCGCGCCCGCUCCAAGAGCGCGCCCCGCGAGCCCCCGGGCCUGGCGCCCGCGCCCGCCUCGCCGCCAGUGCUGCCGCGCCGAGGCCGGGAGGUCCAACGGGCGGCGCGGGCCGAGGGGUCGCCACGCCGGGAGCCCUCGUACCCCGCGCUGCGCGCGCUCGCCAAUGAGCUGCACCCCAUCAAGCUGCAGCCGCAGCGGGGCGGCCCCGGCCGCAUCGCGCCCCUGUGUGCCGCCACCGACCGCUAUGCGCCGCCGCCGGAGCCUCCAGCCGCGCCUGCCCCCCACGUCCGCUGCCGCCUGGACAUCAAACCCGACGAGGCGGUGCUGCAGCACGCCGCCCGGGGGUCGCGGCCCUGCGGGCCCGCCCAGCCCGCACCCUGGGCCCGCGCUGCGCCGCCUCUCCACGGCCUCACGGUGCCCGGGCCACGCCACCUGGCGCUGUCGCGCACCCCCACGCCCAGCGACUCCUACUGCGUGGACCCCCGUAACGCGCCGUACUGCGACGGGCUCCUGCCGGGGCCGCGGGACCACGCGGAGCGGCGCGGCGCGCCCUUCACCGCCCCGCCGGGCCCCUCCCAGUUCUUCUACACCGAGGAGCCCGAGGGCCACCCCGGCGGCUUCGCGGCCAGCCCGGGCCCCCCCUGUGACAGCUACUUCCCCAGACCCUUCCGGCCCGAGGAGCCCGCGGGGCCCAGCCCACGGGGUGGGGGCAGCUACCUGGCCUGGGAAGCGCGCACCUUCCCCUUCCACGAGCCGCCCAUCGGUUCCUACUACGGAGAGGCCCCGCCAGCCUACGUCCCGCCCUGGGGCCCCUGCUAUCCGCCCACAGAGACCCAGGCCCAGCCCGCCGCCCGGCCCUGGUACACAGAGAACUGGGGCCGGUACCGAGACCGCGACGCCCUGGCGCGGACGUACCCACACCCACGCGGCAGCCCGGCCUGGGGCGACUGGGGCCCGCGGCCUUACCGAACCCUGCAGGUGGCGCCGCCCCCGGCGCCCGGCCCGCUGCUCGCCUCCUGGCACGGGGGCACCGGCACCAGCCCGCCCCGCCUCGCCACCGACAGCCGCCACUACUCGCGCUCCUGGGACAACAUCCUGGCGCCCGGGCCGCGCCGCGAGGACCCCCUGGGCCGCGGCCGCAGCUACGAGAACCUGCUGGGAAGGGAGGCCCGGGAGCCGCGGGGCACCUCCCCGGGAGGCCGGCGCCCGCCCGUCGUCGUCAACCUGUCCACCUCGCCUCGGCGCUACGCGGCGCUGUCGCUGUCGGAGACGUCGCUGUCGGAGAAGGGCCGCGCGGGCGACGGCCUCGGCCGGAGCUGGUACGUCACCCCGGAGAUCACCAUCACCGACAACGACCUCCGCGCCGCCGAGCGCCCGCCCGCCGGGGGCUGGGAGCUGCCCGGGGGCCGCCGGCGGCCGCCCCCGCCCGCCGCCCCCGACGGCCCCACCUCCGGCCGCCAGCGCAGCCUCGAACAGCUGGACGAGCUCAUCACGGACCUGGUGAUCGACUCCCGGCCCCUGGCCGGCCAGGCUUCCCGCCCCGCGGCCGACGGCCUGGGCCGCCAGCUCCGCCGCCUGCUGGACUUGCGGCCCGCGGGCUCGGGGGCCCCGGCGACGGCGCCGCGCUCGCCCCCCGCGUCUGCCGGCAGCGCCGAGGACCCCGCGGGUGCGGGGCAGGCGGCGGACGAGUCCCCCGAGCCCAGCGCGGACGAGGACGACCUGAUGACCUGCUCCAACGCGCGCUGCGGGCGCACCGAGACCCUGUUCCACGCCUGCCUCUACUUCAAGUCCUGCCACAGCUGCUACACCUACUACUGCUCGCGCCUGUGCCGCCGCGAGGACUGGGACGCGCACAAGGCGCGCUGUGUGUACGGCCGCGUGGGCAGCGUGUGCCGCCACGUGCUGCAGUUCUGCCGCGACAGCGGCCCGGUGCACCGCGCCUUCUCGCGCAUCGCCCGCGUGGGCUUCCUGUCGCGCGGCCGCGGCGUGCUCUUCCUGGGCUUCCCGAGUCCCGGCUCCGCGGACAACUUCCUGCGCUUCGGCCUCGAGGGGCUGCUGCUGUCGCCCACCUACCUGUCCCUGCGCGAGCUCGCCACGCACGCGGCGCCACUGGGCGGCUACGCGCGCGAGCUGGCGGCCGCCGGGCGCCUCUACGAGCCGGCCGAGUGCUUCCUGCUCAGCGUGUCGGUGGCCGUGGGCCCCGGCGCCACUCCGCCCGGCGCCCCCGCCAGGCCCGCGCCGCGGAGCCCGGGGCCCACGGUGCGCAAGUUCGCCAAGGUGGCGCUGGCGGCCGGGAGCCCUGCGCGGCCGCCCCCGACGCGGGGGCUGGAGCCCGACAUGGAGACGCUGAUCCUGACGCCGCCGCCGGGCACGGCGGGCCUGGACCAGGAGGGCGAGGCGGGCCGGCGCGCGCGGGAGGUGGCCUUCAUCCACAUCCAGCGCGAGCUGCGCCUGCGCGGCGUCUUCCUGCGCCACGAGUUUCCGCGCGUCUACGAGCAGCUCUGCGAGUUCGUGGAGGACAACCGGCGCUUCACGCCCACCACCAUCUACCCCACGGACCGGCGGACCGGCCGCCCCUUCAUGUGCAUGAUCAUGGCCGCCUCGGAGCCGCGCGCUCUGGACUGGGUGGCCAGCGCCAACCUGCUGGACGACAUCAUGUGA
This is a messenger RNA of Eptesicus fuscus (big brown bat), 2928 nucleotides long. RefSeq names its product apical junction component 1 homolog (gene AJM1). Gene Ontology annotation, biological process: cell-cell junction organization. The coding region runs from base 1 to 2928 and encodes 975 amino acids. The record is from RefSeq and is a predicted model, not a curated record. Gene Ontology annotation, cellular component: apical junction complex; plasma membrane. Lineage: Eukaryota; Metazoa; Chordata; Mammalia; Chiroptera; Vespertilionidae. The transcript has a single exon.